Messenger RNA from Trichoplax adhaerens, 744 nucleotides. RefSeq lists its product as uncharacterized. The transcript has a single exon. The record is from RefSeq and is a predicted model, not a curated record. The coding region runs from base 1 to 744 and encodes 247 amino acids. Lineage: Eukaryota; Metazoa; Placozoa; Uniplacotomia; Trichoplacea; Trichoplacidae.
AUGACAACGACGAUAAAACACAACAGCAGCCACUUUCAUGAAUCGGGUUUGUAUAAAUUAUCAAGUCAAAAGGAUAGAGAUCAAGAACAACGUGAAAUAAUUGAUCAUAAUUAUGAUGAUCGUUAUAGUAAGCUCUAUUCCAUACCAAUUAAUUUUAAGUGGCAAAUUAUACCAGAUCCUAAUCUCAGAAAUCAAUGUAUUCAUAGCAACAAUCAUGAUGGCAACAACUCCUCAUCGAUAUCGGUCCUUAGUGAUCAAGUGAAACGAAAUCAAAAAGCCUACUUAAAUGGUCGAAAAAAUAGGCAAGCUGUUCCUAAAGAAUUAGUUAGCUUAUGCAAUGAACACAUCCGACGAAAAAGCAUGAUGAUUAAAGUUAGUGAUCCUCCUAGUCUAAGUCGGUCUUUAUCACGCAGUCGUAGUAUUGAUGUGAAUAAAAAACCAUCGCAAACUUCUACCAAGCCAUUAUCACGCCAUCCAAUUAAAGUAAAUAGUCUACCAGUAAUUCUCCCACCUGCUAUCAAGAUUGAUUACGCUGCCGAUGAUACUAACGAUAAUCAUCAUCAUCAACAACAGCCACAACCACCACCACAAUCGUCAUCAUCAUCAGCAUCACAUCACUUUACUCGACGUCAUCAAAAAUCGUUUAAACCAUUUCGACCAAGAACAACGUCAGAAUUGAAUAUUUUAACACAAUUUAAAUCAACUGCUCCGGUCAAAUACUCUUGGUAUUAUAAACCAUGUUGA